Messenger RNA from Phacochoerus africanus (Common warthog), 2332 nucleotides. It is a transcript of the gene DNAAF1, whose product is annotated as dynein axonemal assembly factor 1. Bases 143 to 2095 code for a protein of 650 amino acids. Gene Ontology annotation, biological process: cilium assembly. Gene Ontology annotation, molecular function: dynein complex binding; protein binding. The record is from RefSeq and is a predicted model, not a curated record. Gene Ontology annotation, cellular component: axoneme. The transcript is spliced from 12 exons. NCBI's taxonomy places the organism in Eukaryota, Metazoa, Chordata, Mammalia, Artiodactyla, Suidae.
GGGAAGCGUUGAGCUGCUAACUACCAGGAACCCAGUGUUAAGCAAAGAAGGAAAGCAGGGCCUCCCUGGCGGGGCCGGGGGCUGUAGCCCGCAGAGCCAGGCUCCCCGCUGCUACGGGGUGUUCGGUGUUUCCAGAAUAAAUAUGCACCCCGAGGCCUUGGAGCCCGUGACGGACGGGGAAGCAGAGCAGGAGGGUGAGCAGGAGCCCGGCGUGGAGGAGUCGGCGGGUGAUCGCGGGAACGCAGGCCAAGGAGACCUCAAAGAAGAAAUUAAUGAUCCUAAAGAAACAUGCGUGGGUCCUUCUGACACGUCCUACCUCAGCGAGCAGAAACAGAGUGGUGACAGCUGCGCAGAUAGUCGCUCAGCGCACCAAAGAGAUGACAAGGAAGAUCGUGGCCCCAGGAUGACUAAAACGUUUCUGCAAAAACUGUGCAAGCAACACAAGCUUUACAUGACGCCGGCACUGAAUGACACCUUGUAUUUACACUUUAAAGGCUUUGACCGCAUCGAGAACUUGGACGAGUACACGGGGCUGCGCUGCCUCUGGCUGGAGUGCAAUGGAAUACAGAAAAUUGAGAACCUAGAGGCCCAAACGGAGUUGCGCUGCCUCUUCCUGCAAGUGAACCUGCUCCACAAAAUCGAGAACCUGGAACCUCUGCAGAAGCUGGAUGCUCUCAACCUCAGCAACAAUUACAUCAAGACCAUCGAAAACCUCUCCUGCCUGCCGGUCCUCAACACGCUCCAGAUGGCCCACAACCACUUGGAGACCGUGCAAGACAUCCAGCAUCUCAAGGAGUGUUUGAAACUCUGCGUCCUCGACCUUUCCCACAACAAGCUGAGUGACCCAGCGAUCCUGAGCGUUCUCGAGAGCAUGGCUGACUUGCAUGUGCUGAAUCUGAUGGGCAACCCGGUGACUAGGAUCAUCCCCAACUAUCGAAGGACAGUCACCGUUCGACUGAAACACUUAACAUACCUGGAUGACAGGCCGGUUUUCCCGAAGGACAGAGCUUGUGCAGAGGCCUGGGCUCGGGGAGGGUACGCCGCUGAGAAGGAGGAGAGACAGCAGUGGGAGAGGAGAGAGCGGAAGAAGAUCACGGACAGCAUCGAGGCCCUGGCUGCCAUCAAGCGCCAGGCCGAGGAGAGGAAGCAGCAGAAAGCGAGCCGAGAGCCAGGGGACGUGCCCACGCCAGACAACGCUGAGGACAUGGAUGCCAGCAUGAAAGGACAGGAAGAGCCUCCAGAGGACAAAGAGAGGCAGCAGAAGAUGCAGCUGUUCGAGGUCAAGGACAGCUUCGAGGCCAAGGACCAGCUCUUCCCAGAAAUGUCGAAGUCGAGUCUCCCGGAGGAGCUGCCUGCGGAGGAGCUGCCUGCAGAUGUCCACGGGGAGCCUGGAGGCCAGGAGCCAGGAGGGGUGCUCCCCGCCGAGGCCCCGCCACCCAGCCCCGGAGCUGCCUGGGAAGAAUCGGUUCCCCAGAUGCUGGCCGCUCAAAGUGCAGCAGGUGCAGAACUCGACAGAGCCCGAGAUUUGGAAGCCAUCAGACUGGCGACGAAGGAGAAGCUCUUCAUAGAUGACCUGCCUGAGCUGGAAGAUGUCGAUGCAGGUGGAUCUCCGGGGGACCAGGACAAGAUGAGCUUUCCAAAGAUCACAGCCAUCUCGAGCUGGAGUGAUGACAGUGACCCUGAGCUGGACUACACCUCACUCCCCGAGCUGGAAAACGCGGCCCCGGACGCCCUUUCCAACAUAUUCGCCCUCCCCAGGGCCGCCUCCAGGAGGGCCGAGCCGGAGCUGCUCUUUUCAGCCCUAUGCGAGGCAGCAGCAGAGCGAGACCUGGACACGCGCAGCAGAGCCACCAGGGGCCCUGGCCCGCUGAUUCAGGAGCUGGACGACGACGACCGCGAGUCUUCAGGGCACCCACCCCCGCCCCCGGCCUGCGACCCCUCACGCAGCGAGGGCCAGGAUGGGGGCCCGCUUGUGGCCACUCCUCCAGGGAUUGGCUUGGAGAGGGACACAGCCCAGGCUGAGACGGAGCCCGAGGCGCGCCUGGAGCCCGACGUGGGAGAGGACCGGGAGGACCUUGAAUUUGGCCUGGACUGAGCCCACGGCGGCCCCGGCAGACACGGGUCUCCCUGGCUGGGCUCCCCUCCGCCAGGGAGCUGCUGGUCUCGAGUGCACUGAGGCCUUGGCUCACUCCACCCGUGGGCGCAGCCUCCGCGGGUGUGGACAGCGCCACGCUCCCUGCCCCACAGCCUACCAAACCCGGUUGUUUGCAGCUUAAACUGUGUAACGCUAGUGUCUCCCUUGAGCAUCAUAAACAUUCUGGCAUCCGCGUGA